Molecule: messenger RNA, 1101 nt
Organism: Castor canadensis (American beaver)
Lineage: Eukaryota; Metazoa; Chordata; Mammalia; Rodentia; Castoridae
Gene: Mef2b
Product: myocyte enhancer factor 2B
Biological process (GO): heart development; cell differentiation; positive regulation of transcription by RNA polymerase II
Molecular function (GO): RNA polymerase II cis-regulatory region sequence-specific DNA binding; DNA-binding transcription factor activity, RNA polymerase II-specific; protein dimerization activity
Source: RefSeq, a predicted model, not a curated record
AUGGGUCGGAAAAAAAUCCAAAUCUCCCGCAUUCUAGAUCAAAGGAACCGACAGGUGACGUUCACCAAGCGGAAGUUCGGGCUGAUGAAGAAGGCGUACGAGCUGAGCGUGCUGUGCGACUGCGAGAUCGCGCUCAUCAUCUUCAACAGCGCCAACCGGCUGUUCCAGUACGCGAGCACCGACAUGGACCGCGUGCUGCUCAAGUACACGGAGUACAGCGAGCCGCACGAGAGCCGCACCAACGCCGACAUCCUGGAGACACUGAAGCGGAGGGGGGUGGGCCUCGAUGGGCCAGAUCUGGAGCCCGAUGAAGGGUCUGAGGGGCCAGGAGAGAAACUGCGGAGACUGGGAGGUGAUGGAGGUGACCCAGCCUUGCCCCGGCCCCGGCUCUAUCCGGCAGUGCCCACCAUGCCCAGCCCAGACAUGGUGUAUGGGGCCCUGCCCCCACCAAGCUGUGACCCAAGCGGGCUGGGUGAGGCCCUGCCCGCCCAGAGCCGUCCAUCUCCCUUCCGACCUGCAGCCCCCAAAGCUGGACACCCAGGCCUGGGACACCCUCUCUUCUCACCGAGCCACCUCACCAGCAAGACACCGCCCCCCCUGUACCUGACGGCAGAUGGACGGAGGCCGGACCUGCCUGGUAGCCUGGCUCGAGGGGGUCUGAGUACCCCGAGAACCCUCUACAGCAGCCUGCAGAGCCCCAGCACCACUGCAGCCCCUGGACCCCCUCUGGGGAGCUUUCCGUUCCUUCCCGCAGGCCCCCCAGAAUACAGCCUGGGAGACCCCCCGCCACCCCCUGGCUUGCUGCAGCCCCCCACACUGGGCCCCUGGCAGUCCUCGAGGGCGGAUGGGCCCCCAGCCACCCCUGCCCAGUCCAGUGGGGGCCGCAGCCUGGGUGAGGAGGGCCCCCCCACCCGUGGAGCCUCCCCACCGACGCCCCCAGUCAGCAUCAAGUCUGAACGCCUGUCACCCGCUCCUGGGGGACCCGGCGACUUUCCCAAGACCUUCCCCUAUCCGCUGCUCCUCGCCCGGCCUCUGGCUGAGCCCCUGCGGCCAGCGCCCACACUGCGACGGCUGCCCUCGGCCGAUGGGUGGCCCCGAUAG